Molecule: messenger RNA, 3449 nt
Organism: Sycon ciliatum
Lineage: Eukaryota; Metazoa; Porifera; Calcarea; Leucosolenida; Sycettidae
Product: golgin subfamily A member 2-like
Exons: 24
Coding region: 183-2930 (915 amino acids)
Biological process (GO): positive regulation of autophagosome maturation; plus-end-directed vesicle transport along microtubule
Cellular component (GO): autophagosome; late endosome; lysosome
Source: RefSeq, a predicted model, not a curated record
GAAGGGGUUUGUUUGCUUUGCCUUCACUGACUGUAUGUUCAGCAGAGAAAGAUUUGUUGUUUAUGGCACGUUCACUCUGUUUGCUACGUCCCUAGUCCAUGCUUGGUGUCGUUUAGCCACUGAAAGAAAUUCCUGAGUCCUGCCUCUUUACUCUGGCCGUGGUGGCAAGAGAGGACUAAGCAAUGGGAGAUCGAUAUGGAACGUCACGACACAAGGUUGACGUUGGCACUGGUUAUGGGCAUCCAUCGUCCUCACUGAGGUACGACUCCGCAGUUUCCAGUGCUGGACAGGCAGGACGCUAUCCGAAUCGAUUGGCCGGGAAUCACAAUAUGGCAGCAAACUCAUCCACUGAUACGUUGAGAAACCUGUCUGCUCAGAUUCAAGGAAUGAUCUCAGAGACCAACACGUUGAGAGGUUCUACCGAUGGUGUCGGUGGCAACCAUCGUGGCUACUCGCCUGCUGCCGCAGCAGCACCCUAUCAGACUGCACCUCGUCCCGCUCAGGAUACUCACAUGGCCCAUGCCCAUUAUCCUGUGGCGGCUUCAGCUGCAGUGGCCAGCCGCCCUACGCCCAUCUCGGCGCGUUCGUCUCAGAGCUUGGUGGAUCACGGUGCAUACCGAGAGCCAGCGUUGACUGCAGAGAAUCGGCCUUCUAGUUCACUGCAAGUUGCCAGUUUGCAGGAGCAAGUCAAGCUCCACAAGCAGACAAUUGAUAAUUUGAUCAAUGACAAGACGACACUGGAGCAGGCAGUUGCUAAGCUUGAGCUGAUCGUCGGUGAAAAAGAAGGUGACUGCUCGUUGGCUGUACAACACAUUGACCAGAUCAAGAAACAGAACGAAGAGCUGGUGACAUCGUUUGGUGAGCUGGAGCGCAAACACCACCAGCACACCCAGGUGGUUGCUGAGAAAGACCAGGACAUCUCCAAACUUACCGCAGCUCUGCAGAAAGUGAAACAAUCCUGCGAAGCGCUCACCAGAGAAAAGGAAGACCUAUCCGGUAAACUAGAGUCUCAGAAUGCUAGUAGUGUGGAACUACAACAGGCAUACAAUAAUCUGCAGGAACGGCUGGCAGCUGCAGAGGCGCAAGCUGGUGAGAUGGCCAGCCAGCGCGACUCCACGAGUCAGUAUGCAGAUCUCUUCAAGGAGAAGCUGACUCAGCAGGUCUCGUCCCUGAGCGAGGAAAUUGCUGCGUUGAAUCAGCAGCUGGAGGAGAAGGAUGCCAAUACUGCACAGCUGCAACUUCAGCUUGUUGAACUUCAGGGUUCAGAAGCGGAGAAAGUCACGGCCAAUGAGAAGCGCGUACAGCAGUUGACCAGUCGCCUGACGGAGGAGAAGCGCUCCCUGCAGAUGAACCUGGACAGCGAGAUGGAGAAGAAUCGAAACAUUCACCAGCAGGUGAUCAAGCAGGGAGAUCGCAUCAACAAUCUUGAAAACCAACUGACGCAAACAGGCAGUCAAGCAUCGGUGUCCUUACGCAAUGUCCGCCAGGAACUCGAGAAGGAAAGGGAACGGCUGCAAGAAGCCGGCCAGGAGAAGGAUAGUCUGCGACGGCAACUGCAAGACCUCCACAAGGAAUACUCUAAUUUGCUGACUGUCCACCAGCAAACCAAGGAGAGUUUUCAGUCCCAGGGCGGUGAUACGCGAGAGCUGGAAAGUCAGCUGCAAGAGAAAACGUCGCAGCUGCGCCGUGUGCAGGAAGAGCUGCUGCAAACCCGCGAAGGUGUUGACGCCGUCAACCGUGAAAACACCAGCUUGAGAGAACACCUGCAACACGCGCAAGCGGUGGCAUCUGAGACCGCAGCGGCCACAGCUGCUGCUGCUGCUGCUGCUGCUUCGCAACAAGCUGUACAACCAGCGGCAUCACCGGAGAACGGCUCCGAUGCAGACGGCAAUGCAGUCCAGGUUCAAGCCCUCCAGCAUACCGUGCAGCAGCUGCAGGUGGACCGCGAUCACAUUCUCACCGAGUUCCACCGGCACAGCCAGGCAUACCAGACGCACAUCGCCGGACUGAGAGCAGAGCUGGCGCGCAUCGGCCAGGCCGCCGCAGCCUCCAGCAGCAGCAGCCAAUCCACACGGGCAACGCCGACGGCCUCCAGUACGUCCGUCACUGAAACCCCGGCGUUGUCGUCGUCACAACCGACCGUGAACGGUCUGGAGGAGACCGGUGGUGGUGAUGGACAUCAGCCAGACGCAGCAGCUUGCUCUAACUGUCACCACUUGCAGCACGGUGUGCAACAAAUGAAUACUACCCUGGAAACUCUGCAGGUUCGUUUUUCAGAGGUGAUGGCAGAGAAAGCUGAACUUGUCCAGUCUCUGCAUACAAUGGAACACCAGUUAGUGCAGCUGGAGGUGGAAACUGACACUAUAGGGGAAUACGUCUCCGUGUACCGCUCCCAGCGGGAAGAGCUACUUUCGCAGUUCGGCGAGAAACGCAAGCUCAUCUCGUGGCUUCAAACACAGAAAAGCGACGUCGUGGGUUUGCUACAUCAGCUGAAUACCCUAGCUCACUGCAAUGCAGCCAGCUCUAAUGCUAGUAGUGCGUCAGCCAAUGGAGAGCGGCAGACUCCGCAGAACGAACGCGCUGCCACAACUAAUGGUGCAGUUGGUGGUGCGGCAUCCGAGCGCCUGGACACGAACACUGCCGAAUUGCUGCAGCGUCUCAUCGAGGUUGUGUUCUACCUGUGCCAGGGUGACCCGUCUCUCAACAGCUCGCCGCCGGUAACGGAAUCGCCUACGCCCCAGCGGCAAGCUUCAUCUGUCAACGUCGCUACAGCUGUGCGCACGCCAACAAAGCCUGUGGCAGCGGUGACCGCUCAGACCAAGCGUAGUGCAUCGCAUUCGCCAGCGGCGAAUGGCUCAGUUGCGACAGCCAGUGCAGUGCACUUUGUCGUGCCGCGCACUACUGUUCACUCGGACGUUUUGGCCAUCUGAUAGCGGGCGUGCUCGAGGCGAGACGUCAUUGAGGUUGUCUGUUGUCUCUGCAUGUUUUAACCUCCACCCCAUCCCACGCGUAGCUUUCUGUACGGUCUGCAAUUACAUGUACCCGUCCUCGUGUUCAUACAGUCACUUGUCUGUUGCACUUCCCCAGCUCCCCUUUUUAGUUCCAGUUUUACAUGUUCUCCCCACGCUCACUUUGUUGCAUGAAUCCUAACACGAACCCUUCCCCUGUCCAGCACUUGAGCCUGGUGAUAGAGUAGAGAUGUGGCUAUUUCACCUAUCAAGAUAGGACCUGUACUGUCCAAUAUAUUCUCAUCUACACUUUCGCCACGUUGGAUGUUUCUGUAGCUUAACGAACCAUCAUCAUCUUAUUUUGUGUUCCGCUCAGUGUUCACUGAUGCUCGGGAAGUAAUGCGAGGGUUUUUAUACACCUCCCCGCUAACCGUGCACGUCAAACGUACCCACCCUUGUUUAAUAUUCAUAUGAAGUACAGUUGAAUUCGGAUUACUGCAA